AUGGAGACCCUCAGUGCCGUGCUCGUUGGCGCUGGUUGCUUCGGGUGGCUCCAGUACAAGAGGCAGAAGAUGCAGCGCCUGGUUCUGCGCGAGGCUAACAAGGAUAUUGCCCUCGCGAAGAUCGAGAUUGAAGAGGUCGAAACGCCCAAACCCAAGAGUGGUCAGCUGCUGAUCAAGGUGCUCGCUGCUCCCGUGAACCCUUCGGACGACGGGGCGUGGAAGCUCCCCCUGGGCAUCGAGGGCUCUGGCCGGGUAGUGGCCACUGGCGGCGGUCUCUGGGCCUCGCAAUUUCUGGGCCUGGAGGCUUACCGGGGCGACACUGUGGCCUUCACCGGCAAGUCCUAUGCGCAGUACGCGGUUGUUGACGCAUUCGGGUUGGGGCCAUUCAUCCUGCCCAGCAACACUGCGGUGGAGGAUGCUUGCUCUUACUUCGUCAACCCUUUCACGGUGGUGUCCAUCGUGGAGGCUGUGAGGUCACGGAAAGGGAAAGCCUUCAUCCACACGGCUGCAGCCUCCCAACUGGGCCAGAUGAUGGUCAAGUACUGUCAGCAAGAGGGAAUGGUCUUGGUGAACGUGGUGAGGCGCAAGGAGCAAGUUGAGGUCCUCGAGAAGCUUGGGGCCAAGUACAUCGUGGACACCAGCGACCCCGAGUGGAAGCCCGCGCUCGGGAAGCUCGCAUCCGCAGGCAGCAUGUUGUUGGAUGGCUCCGGGAAGUUGAUUCACGAGCUGCAGAUCUCACAAGUCGUCGACUGCAUCGCUGGGAACUUCACUGGUGAGCUGCUGGCGAUGCUGCCUCCAGGGGGCACUGCAUGGGUGUAUGGCCGGCUCUCUGGAGAGAACUUGGGGUCCAUCAACCCCAUCCAGCUGAUCUACUUCAACAAGAAACUCGAGGGCUUCCUCGUGAACAACUGGAUCUUCAGGGAUGGCAUCAUCCGUGGCCUUCUACGGGGCCGCAAGCAGGCCGCCAUCGUCGGCCGGCAUUUCGAUGUCUUCGGGUCCCGUUUCAAGGACGUGUCGAUGUUGGACCUGCACCAGGCCUAUUGCAGCCAUCUCGCCGCCGGGGCGACCGGUGGGAAAGUCCGCUUGCGGCCGUGGAUGGAAAGCUGA
Molecule: messenger RNA, 1107 nt
Organism: Symbiodinium natans
Lineage: Eukaryota; Dinophyceae; Suessiales; Symbiodiniaceae
Source: the annotation of a GenBank genome assembly